Symbiodinium sp. CCMP2456 is the source of this 669-nucleotide messenger RNA. NCBI's taxonomy places the organism in Eukaryota, Dinophyceae, Suessiales, Symbiodiniaceae. The record is from the annotation of a GenBank genome assembly.
AUGCAGUCCUUUAUGGAUGGCCUUGCUGGAAAGCGUGUCGUUCUCUCAGGCUGCGGAGGUGGAUGUGAUGUGCUGGGUACGUCGGUGAUCUAUCAGCAAAUCCGGGGCAUAGCAGAGAAGGUGAUCUUCUUCAGCCUGUCUUUCACGGAUGACAGGCUCCUCACUGCUACGACUCGGCAGGUCUCGGAGAAAUGCUGGAAGGUGGAGCCUGGCAACGUAAUGAUUGCCGAUGACCGACAGGAGCAGAUUUAUUUUCCAGAAGCCCGGAUGGCAAAUGCCAUGGAUGUUUCAAUCUACACGCUCUCACACUUCGCAACCAUUGCGCAGUACACGGAGGGGUACAAAGCAGCGCUGUCGAUGGAGUUUGGCAGCGGAUCACGCGGGGCUGAUGUGCUGAUCCUUUGCGAUGGCGGCUGCGACGUUCUCCUGACGGGAGCUGAGUCGUGCCUGGCAACACCUGUGGAAGACAUGUCGCACCUGAAGGCAGUGCUGCCCCUGGACAUCCCAGAAAAGUACGUGGCUGCCCUCGGGGUGAAUAUCGACUGCGGGCACGGUGUUGUACAGGAGGAGCUUGACCGGCGCUUGGUGGACAUGCAGUGUUCCGGAACGAUGAUUUGCAGCUACCCAUUGACCAUGCAUGAUGCUCCGGCGGUGUACUUUACUGACGUG